AUGUCAAGUAGAACACCCAAUGAUAUAUUACGAUAUAAAGUACCAAGAUCACACACUAUAUCUAAAAGAAACGACCAAGGUUCUACAUCAACACGACUAAAAGACAUGUUAAUUAACAAUAAGCAACGCGAAGAACUCAUGACAGCUUGUUCCAAAGGCGAUUUACCAAAAGUUACACAUUUGUUGGAAGAAAAGAAGGCCGGUUUGAAUCCAGACAUGAUUCGAGACUCGAAAUUACGAACGCCUUUGCUUGUAGCCUGUGCCGCAGGCCAAGCAGCUGUUGUUCGGCAAUUAGUUCGCUGGGGAGCCGACGUCAAUAAUCCGAUGGGAGACAUCGUGGGAAACAAACCACUUGAUUUAGCGGUUAUCUCGAACAAUGUGGAUACAGUAUUAGCGUUAUUGGAAAAUGGAGCCAAAAUAGCCAAUUAUGCAGAUAACAAACACAAAAUCAAUGCAGACGAUGGAUUACCACUACCUGUCCGUAUGAGAGCGGCAUCAAGAACACCUUUGGAUCUUGCAAAUGCUCGGCUAGACUUGUUGAUCAAGCUCUCGGAAGAAACAAAUACAGUAAAGAUGGAAACCAUGGAUCAGGUUGUCGAAGUAAAUUUACCAAAUAAGAAAAUGAUUAGAAUGAUUUUAUAUUUAUUUGUUUUAACGAUAGAUCAUAAAGCUACUAAAGCACUUUAUACCAAAGGAUACAAUGGAUGA
Molecule: messenger RNA, 708 nt
Organism: Mucor mucedo
Lineage: Eukaryota; Fungi; Mucoromycota; Mucoromycetes; Mucorales; Mucoraceae
Product: ankyrin repeat-containing domain protein
Exons: 2
Coding region: 1-708 (235 amino acids)
Cellular component (GO): cytoplasm; nucleus
Molecular function (GO): protein binding
Source: RefSeq, a predicted model, not a curated record